GUGGAGCUUAGGUAGUUCGGUACCUUAGGUACAAUACAUGUACAAGGAUGUAUGCAGCUAAAGAUGAGCUCCGCUGGUCGCGCGACAGCGCUGAGCUUCUUCGGCUUUAAUUCUUUCAACUUUUUAUCAUUCCAGCGCAAACUCUUGCUUCAACGAAAGGACAGAGCUACGAUUGGUGUUCUGGUGCCGCUCGAAGCUGGCUUCUAGUUACCGGCUUCAUACCAUGAUAGCUUCUUAGCCACCUUCAACUGCGAUUGAUCAUACAACACUUCGCCAUGUCUACCAGCGCCAACUCGCUGCCCCAGUACCUGGAACAGCUGCCGGGAACUACCUUUAGGAAGCUGUACCAGCAGCCUUCCACAGCCUUCGCCAUCUUCCGGCGCAUGCUUCCUCAUAUGGCAAAGACUAUCGUAAUGGCCAUACUAUAUUCGCCUACUCCAUUUCUCGUAUCCGACCUCGAUCUGUGGAUAAAACCCACCGCAGUCCGCGAAAAGGACCAAGCCAUCGCCAUCCUUCGAUCGUUACAUAUAGUUCAGCCUCAGUCCUUAGCUCUUACCCAAAAUUUCAAAAAUAGUCUACGGCUUGCGUUGGAGGGCGGUGGCGAUCAUAAUUCGUUCGGCGUGCCGUCUACACAACCCAUUCCUAGCGAGGUUGACCAUAUGUUCCUGGAUAGGUACGCGAGGAGAAAAUGGGAUGAUAUACUGCAUUACGUCGUUUCGGCUACCGGAAUAACCAGCAUUCAGACGGGCUCUAGUGGACCUAAGCAGUCAGUCAAGGACCUUCUCUUGGCUGGCCGGCUGGUUGAGCGUAGGAUUGGCGAACUUAAGAUUACACAUAUUGGCUUUUCCUUUUUAUUGCAGGAAGCAAACGCCCAGGUCUGGGCUCUAUUACUCCUCUGGCUCGAGGCUAUUGAGAUAGCCAACGCCAACGGGAGCAAAUCCGAUAUGGAUUCCGUUGACAUGCUAUCAUUUUUCUUCAUGUUGGCCUCCCUCGAAUUCGGGCGUGCAUAUAGCACUGACGCCCUCACGGAGAGUCGACGCAAUAUGCUACCUACUCUCAUCGACUUCGGUCUGAUCUACAUUCCUCAACACAACACUCACCAAUUUUUCCCUACUCGUCUAGCUACAACUCUUACUAGUAACGAAACAGCCCUUCGAAGCGUCAGCGCUGGUUUCUCAGCCGCCGCUAGCGCAACCAGCGACGAGCAAGACAAGUGCACCAUUAUCCUCGAGACCAACUUCCGGAUGUACGCGUAUGUACACUCGCCGCUGCAAAUCGCCGUGUUAGCCCUCUUCUCGGACCUCAAGUUUCGCUUCAAGGGUCUCGUAUCAGGCCAUCUGACACGCAAAUCUAUUAAAAAUGCCGUUAGCCACGGCAUCACGGCGGACCAGAUUGUCUCGUAUCUCUCUACGCACGCAGACGAGCAGAUGUACCGGUAUGCCGCUGCAACCAACAAGCCCGUAUUGCCUCCCGUCGUCAUCGACCAGAUCCGCCUCUGGCAGCUCGACACCGAGCGUAUAUCUACCCGCGACGGCUACCUCUUCAAGGAGUUCGACGAGUACAAGGAGUACAAAGCCGUGGCCGACUUUGCGGACAACAUCGGCGUCUGCGCCUGGCGUAACGACAAGAAAGGAAUAUUCUUCGCCACCAAGGUCGAGCAGAUCAAGGACUUUAUGAGAUCUCGCAGGAAGGCGAACGAUGGAGGUAGUUAAAAAAAAUAAGUAAUGGAGGGCGAACUGAAUUUUCUCGCCCUUUUUACUCGGUGCUACAGUCCGCCCAUUCAUUUUAUUGUUUGAAUCUGGUAAUUCAUAUCAUCAGGCAUGGGAGUUUUCCGGUUUAUAAGGUGCAUUGGGAUAUGAUGGGAACGAUAGGCGCGCGUUACACGGUUUACGAUAUGAUUAGACAGGGGUUCGCAGGCCUUCAUAUAAGGGCUCUCGCCAUGUCCGCGACGGGUAGAAUUCAAAAGUAAUUCCCAGAAAAAAUUAUAUGUUUUCACACGAAUGGACUACAUUAUUACUGGGGGUUUAUAAUUAAUGAGCAGCCAGUUGGUCAUGUAUUAUUGAUCAUAACUAAUAACUAGACCGGGGAUGCAGGUCUUUGAUGCCGGCAAUAUUAUUCAGUCCUAAAGUUCAUGAGGUAUGAAUAGUUCCACUUGUGCUUCGUGAAGCUUCCCUCGUAGAAUAACCGGAAUGAGUAUUAAGUCCUUCUCCGUAUGACACAUAUCCGCCUCCUUUUUUUUUUUCUCUCUCUCCUUUUGCGGUCCUUUUCAUUAUAACAUAACUGCGUAUAGCAAAGUAGGUAGAAACAAUACAGCAC
Molecule: messenger RNA, 2316 nt
Organism: Daldinia decipiens
Lineage: Eukaryota; Fungi; Ascomycota; Sordariomycetes; Xylariales; Hypoxylaceae
Product: transcription factor Tfb2
Exons: 4
Coding region: 276-1712 (478 amino acids)
Biological process (GO): nucleotide-excision repair
Cellular component (GO): transcription factor TFIIH core complex; transcription factor TFIIH holo complex
Molecular function (GO): ATPase activator activity; double-stranded DNA binding
Source: RefSeq, a predicted model, not a curated record